AUGAAGAAGGAUGGAUACACCGUGCCGGAAUCAACUGUAGUGAGACUUGGUUCUGUUGCAGGUUUCUACAUUGCUCCGAAUUUCUUUUGGGGUAAAUCCUCAUUACUUCGCACUUCGGAACCAUGUAGAAAAAAUGGUCAUUCCUUGUCUGCUAAACAGCUGUUGGACUCCUUUAAAGCAGGGUUAUUAGAGCUACUGAGUUCAGUACUUGCUCGUGAUGAGACUCUUCUCAAAAGCAACAGCAAAAGUUUAGAUGCUCAGUCUGUAUACAAUCCAAGGCAAACUUAUAGAUGCAGCAAGCCCUCCAUACCUCCUCACAAUGUUAUUCAAACUGUGCAAAAGCCAGAAGCAACUGCUUGA
This is a messenger RNA of Dovyalis caffra, 360 nucleotides long. NCBI's taxonomy places the organism in Eukaryota, Viridiplantae, Streptophyta, Magnoliopsida, Malpighiales, Salicaceae. The record is from the annotation of a GenBank genome assembly.